AGAACGCAGCCAAGUGGUUAGCUGUUGGUCAGUUUCUGUUUUAGGGUCUCUAGUCUCUACGAUAGUAAACACACGAGAAGAAGAAUUUAAGUGAUCCUUUUCACCGAGAAUUUGUAGUUGUUGACACGAUGCCGAAGUACUAUUGUGAUUAUUGCGACACGUAUUUGACGCACGACUCACCAAGCGUACGAAAGACACAUUGCCAAGGUCGCAAGCACAAGGAUAACGUUAAAUACUUCUAUCAGAAAUGGAUGGAGGAACAAGCUCAGCACCUUAUCGACGCAACAACCGCUGCCUUCAAAGCUGGUAAAAUUGCCUCCAACCCCUUCGCGGCGAACAAGGGUGCAGCGAUACCACCCCCGCCGAAUCUCGGCUCCAGUUUGGGAUCGCGAUCUGGCGUGCCACCUCAAGGCCCUCCGGGAAUGAUGCCACCGCCAGGGAUGCACCCGGCCGGCCCAAUGGGUCCUGGUGGUCCUAUGAUGAUGGGCCCACAUGGGCCAAUGCCGCCUCCAAUGAUGGGCAUGAGACCUCCUAUGAUGGGACCGAUGGGGCCAAUGGGUCCUAUGAUGGGUCCUAUAGGACCCAUGGGACAUAUGAGACCUCCGAUGAAUGGACCACCACCUCCAAUGGUAGGACCACCACCCAUGAAGAAAUAACAGGCAGACUCUUGAUUUGUGUAUUAUUUAUGUAUGUCUGAUCAAAUUUAUUACUUUAUCGUACUGGAAUUGGUGAUGUGUGUUGGUUGUAUGAUAUUGCUGAGACAUUAUUGUACAGUUGAAAUUUCUACUUAUAUAAGAUUGAAGUAACUCUGCAGUCAAGAUAACAUUAGCAGUAUCGAUAUGCUUCAAAAUGACGUGUUCUAUGCUGAGUAAACGUAACAUUGUCAAUAACAUUCAUAUUUUAUUUUGUACCACAUGUUUGAUAUUGGAUGCGUAAAAGAUUUUUAGGAUAUAGAUAGGUUUGACAUUAAAGUUACUCAAUUUUCAAAAUUUUGCUGAUACACAUGUAUAUAUGAGAUCAUACAUGAAGUCAUGGUGAUAAAUGCAUACAUAUUACACAAGUACAUAUAAUAAGUACAUGUAAUAAGUACAUAUAUAACACAUAACACUGAAGUUCCUAAAACAAAUGUUUGUAAUAUUUCAGAAAAUCAUUCUUUAACACUUGAUUCAAACAUAUAAUGAUAUAAAGGCAAUUUCUAAUUAUUAUAACAUGUAGUUGUAAUUUAAAAUAUCCGAUUAACGAUAAACAGACAAUACUCAAAACCAAAUUGUCCGCUAAUAUGAGAAAUAAAUAAAUUAUUUAUGUUUUAGGAGCUUCAGUAUCUAUUUAAUAGAUUUACUUAUUACAUCAAAUAUUUCAAACUUUGUUACAACAGUACAUUCCUCUUAGAAUGUAUCUCUCUUGCAAAAUGAAAGUGAUUAAUUUGGUGAAUUUGUUAUAUUUUUGAUAAUUCUGUAUAAUUGUAGGUCAUGUUUUUAUAAAAUUUUGGUAAUUUCGAUGAAAAUAGAUAAUAUGUAAUCAUUUCCUCAACAUGAUAUGUAUAUUUAACGACACAUCUAAUAAAUAAAUCUACUCA
Molecule: messenger RNA, 1576 nt
Organism: Odontomachus brunneus
Lineage: Eukaryota; Metazoa; Arthropoda; Insecta; Hymenoptera; Formicidae
Gene: snRNP-U1-C
Product: U1 small nuclear ribonucleoprotein C
Exons: 1
Coding region: 129-656 (175 amino acids)
Biological process (GO): spliceosomal snRNP assembly; mRNA splicing, via spliceosome; mRNA 5'-splice site recognition
Cellular component (GO): nucleus; U1 snRNP
Molecular function (GO): pre-mRNA 5'-splice site binding; zinc ion binding
Source: RefSeq, a predicted model, not a curated record